Mercurialis annua (annual mercury) is the source of this 931-nucleotide messenger RNA. RefSeq lists its product as uncharacterized. The transcript is spliced from 2 exons. The record is from RefSeq and is a predicted model, not a curated record. Bases 51 to 929 code for a protein of 292 amino acids. Lineage: Eukaryota; Viridiplantae; Streptophyta; Magnoliopsida; Malpighiales; Euphorbiaceae.
UUAUGAUUAGUAUUGAAAGUUAUGUGUAAGAUGUUUGUAUGUAAUUUUAGAUGGGGGGAAAGCAUACUGCUAGUGAAGAUGCCAAAGAUUGGCAUGAAAAAAAUGAAAAUAUAUUUUUAGAAAUUCUCUGUGAAAAAGUUAAGAAAGACCCGAAUGGCACACCUGUGUUUAAAUCUAGUGAUUGGCAAGAAAUAGACGAUGAAUUAUUUUUAGUAACUGGAGAAAGAUAUGAAAUGGAGAGACUCAAGGGAAAGUAUAAUAGACUUCGAAUCAAGCAUAGACAUUUUUCUGAGCUACUAGAUCACACUGGUGUUACUUAUGAUUCAAGUUCAAAUGUUGUUUUUGCUGCAGAAGAUGUUUGGCAAAUGUUUAAUCAGAAGAACAAGAUCUUCAAAGUGUUUAAGAAAAAUGGUUGCAAAAAUUAUGAGAUACUUGGUCAGAUUUUUAAUAAAUCGACAGCAACUGGACAUUUACAUCAUGCUUCUACACAACUGCCUCCUACUUCAGAUGAUGAACGUCUAAAUGAAGAAGAGUUUCUUAAUAAAGGUGUUCAUGUCCAAGAUGGUGAAAAAUCUAAAGGAAAACGCGCUGCAGAUGAUUUUCUUCCUGAUUGUGUUCGUGUUAAGAAAGAGUCAAAGUUUGAGAAAAUAGAUUCAUGUUUGGAGAUGUGGGCAUCUUCUUUAGAUGCUAGAAAAGAAAGAGAUUUAGCCAAAGCUGAAAGAUAUAAAGCACUAUGCAACAACACAACAAAUAUAUCGAUGGACAACUAUUCUAUUGAAGCAUGCAUGGAUAUAUUAGAAACAAUGGAAAAUGUGUCAGAUGGUGCAUAUAUCAAAGCACUCGAGAAACUCAAGGAUGUGGAUUGGAGAAAGAUGUUUAUAAAAAUGUCAAAUGAUAGGAAAAAAGCAUGGUUAAAUAAUUUAGAAUAAUU